Molecule: messenger RNA, 2163 nt
Organism: Zea mays
Lineage: Eukaryota; Viridiplantae; Streptophyta; Magnoliopsida; Poales; Poaceae
Product: Tryptophan/tyrosine permease
Exons: 3
Coding region: 188-1678 (496 amino acids)
Biological process (GO): amino acid transmembrane transport
Source: RefSeq, a predicted model, not a curated record
AUCAAACGAGGUCGGAUACCAAAAGACCAAACCGGAAGGUGUUUUAAUACUACAAUCCCAAUUGCCAUAUUCAGGAUACUAAAUUUUAGAAGCCCGGUCAUUGGAGGAGCUUUUGGUUAAAAAAAAACUCUCUUUCGACGUCCUCUUUGCAGUCGAUCUGAAAAAUUACAGUCUACAGUUUACAGCCAUGUUACUCUCCGGCCGCCACCACUGCCACCACAAAUUCACCCCUUCCUCACCGCCGGCCGCCUUCCGCUCCACCCAUCUCCGCCGUCUCCGGCCGCUUCGGCCCCUAGCCCUUGCAUCCGCCAACCCUCCUCCGCCACCGUCGCCACUACCUUCCCUAUUCCCGUCGCCAAGGCGUCCAUGGCGGUGGCGGCACAGCGCCAGCGACGUUAUCGAAGACCUUCCUCCUGUCGAGGCCGAUGGAAACGACGCCGUCAAGGUCAAGAAGAGCUUCUGGGCAGCGGUGAGCCUCAUCAUCGGCACGGCGGUCGGGCCGGGCAUGCUGGGCCUGCCGUCCGCCACCAUCCGCUCCGGCCAGGCGCCCUCCGCGGUCUGCAUCCUGCUCUCGUGGGCCUACGUCGUGUCCUCCAUCGUCCUCGUCGCAGAGCUCAGCUUCGCCGCCAUGGCGCGUGACGGCGUCGACGAGGUCAGCUUCACGGGACUUGCGUCGAGCACCCUGGGGGCGGGCCCUGGCGCGGUCGUCGCUGUCGUGUACGCCGCGCUCAGCUUCUCCCUGCUCGUCGCUUGCGUCGCCGGCAUCGGCUCGCUCGUCUCCCAGCUGUUCCCCGGGGUGAGUCCGGUCCUGGCCAACGCCCUGUUCCCCUGCUUCGCCGGCGUCCUCAUCGCCUUCUUCCCUUUCAAGGCCGUCGACGGCGCCAACCGAGCCCUCUGUGGCCUGAUGCUUGUUUCCAUUACCGCUCUCGUUGUGACUGGCGUGUCCGUCGGUCGGACCAGCUUGCUGGGAUCUCUCAGCUACGCGUGCUGGAGCCCAGGCGCGAUCCUGCCGGCCAUACCGGUGACCGUGCUCACGCUCGGGUUCCAUGUCAUCACACCCUUCAUCUGCAAGAUCGUGGGAGACUCGGUGUACGACGCUCGGAAGGCGAUACUGAUUGGGGGCGCUGUGCCAUUGGCCAUGGUGCUGUCAUGGAAUGCCGUCAUUCUCGGGCUGGCUAGUGCUGGCGGCAAUGCUGGGUUUGAUGACCCUAUCAAACUCCUCCUCUCAGUGAAUCCAGCCGCGCUGCCUGCUGUUCGAGGCUUCGCUUUUGCUGCACUGGCGACGAGCCUGAUAGGGUACGCAGUGAGCUUUCCGAAGCAGUUGGCGGACACAGUGGAGCUGAUUCUUCAGAGGUUUUCUCAGAAGCAAGGAAGCAUGCACCAAGCUAAUGGUAGCGGUGGAUAUGGCAGAAAUGGGGCGAUUCUUACAUGGAUGGUGCUGAUCAUUCCCAUCUUUAUUGCGUCGUUCUUCUCAGCAGUCUUCUCCAAGGCACUGGAUUUUGCUGGGGUUUAUGCAAACUGCUUCCUGUUUGGGAUCCUGCCUCCUGUUAUGGCCUGGAUCCAUCGGUCACAGAAGAAAAGGAGAUCUCCUGAUUCAUGUGAAGAUGUUCUACCUGGCGGGAAUGCUGCUCUGCUGAUACUUUUCGCUGUUGCUGUUGUCCUAGCAAUCUGGCACUAGUAGAAGGUACAAUUUUGAGUCACUCCGUUGGAGUUUGGAGAAGCUCUUUAGAAUUGCAUUUCAAGAGCAGUAUGGCGCUGGAUCCAUAAGCACGUGAUUGUUUCGCAGCAAAGCAUAUGCAUGCAUCGACAAACAGACAGGAUUCGCAAGCAGCGGGCCAGGCUUGCCGCAGGUGCGUCCUGGACGGGCCAGCCAGCCGAAGGCACCCGCGGUCGGAUCAUGUGGCCGCUGGCUGCGUCCUCGGUCUUCAUAGCAUAGCUGCCAGGGCCCAGGGCUCACAGGGCGGUCAUCCAUGUACGACGGACGAUCAGAGGCCUCAAGCUGACUCUGCGCUCUCGCUCGCUAUUGCUGAGUGCAUAUUUGGUUCCUUUAGGUCAUGUACAACCCACGUAAAUAUCUGGUAUCUUAAGGGAUAUCAAAGUGAUAAGUGUAAAAAAAACACUAUCACGAUUCUCAAAGUCUAAAUACAGUUCUACUCGUACAAA